This is a messenger RNA of Strongylus vulgaris, 902 nucleotides long. The record is from the annotation of a GenBank genome assembly. Lineage: Eukaryota; Metazoa; Nematoda; Chromadorea; Rhabditida; Strongylidae.
AUGCCGUUGCAGGUUUCUCCAUCAUCUUCGGUCUCUCCUGUGAAUUUGAGUGGAGAGGAAGGGUCUGUCAACGAUGCUGAGAGUUUGGAGUCUUCCAUGUCUACGAAGUCCGUUCAGUUUGAGGAUAUCGAUGAUCCUUUGCAGACUGCCCUGAUAAGCACAACAGAAAUGUAUGAUAGCAUGUUCAUGGAUGACUCUACCAUGUAUCAUGAGUAUCACCUGUCGAGCCGUAGUGGAUAUACGUUCCAAGAGUUGCGUUACUUGGAUGAAUACAUGGUAGACAGUAGCUACAGCGGCACCGACUCCAACGUAACGUUGACAGACUCUAGAACGCAGGCUGACUCAACAGAAGUUUCUGCUCCGAUGGCUGGAACUCCAAUAGAUCUGAUAAAUUUUUCCACCUUAUUGUCGUCGGAAUUAGCUGAAGCUGCUCAAAAUCAAGACUCAAGUGAAACAGGUACCGUGAUGGCCAGAAAUACAUCGGGUAGUUCAACAACUGGUGGCAAAACUAGCUCGUCCUCGUUUGCAAAACUUUCCGAUGAAGAUAGUAACACUUGUGAAAAACUACUAGGCGGAAAGGACAGGGACAACGAUAAAGGCAGUAACGCUUUAACCACUUCAUGCGUUGACUCUGGUAUAGGAGGUACAAUCUCGACGCAUAGCGAGUUGAGCGCUUUCUGCUUGUCACCUCAGCCCUUAGCCGAGUCGUCCUGCCCGCAGCAAUCUAAAUUGGCAUAUAAUGUAGAAGAGCAAUUAAAGAGUACUCACGACUCUGCUCCGGGCUCAUUUGAUGAUGACGUAGUAUCAUUUCUUGAUCUUCCAUUGGAUAGUCCCAGCGAUCACAUUGGUGAUGAAUUUUUCGUCUCAAAAUUUGUUCUUGCAGAGCAAGUCUUCAGGUGAGG